AUGACUUUACAAAGCCAAAAUCUGAAGACAGUGAUCCAUGAUGGCCGCUUCUGCGAAAUUUCUGAAGAUGAACUGCUCUUGUUAGUCAAAGACGAGUUUCUUGACGAAUUCAGAAAACUUCAACACGCCUACUCAGUCAAGGACCUAAGUGUUCCUAAGAUUGACAUCCCAUCUCCAUCAUACCGACUAUAUGGCAUGGAGUUCAACGAGGUGAACCGUACUUUAGUGGGGGUCUUGGCACUCCGCUGGAUCCUGCAGAAGAACUAUGCAACGUUUGUUGAGUGCCAACCUGAAGCCGUGCGGCUGCAACCUGAAUCGUUCAAAUGGAUAUGCAAAGUAUUUGAAGAAGGUCUCGAGAGAGAUACCGAUCUGUAUUCAAUCAUCGCAUCUAUGGUUAUCAAUGAUCUUGGCAAAGUGCGCUAUCUCGCGUUUGAUUAUCAUGCGAAGACAGGAGUGGAUAUUUCAAAACAGAAUCAUGACAUGAUACUAUACCGAGCAGCUGAAGCUGGGCUUGUUCCAUCUUUAGAGCGGCUUCCAGAAGAGGACCAGAAAGAUAUCCUACUGGGAAUCAAACUUGGUGCACAAUUUAAUUUUGGACAAUUGGCCCAAGCAGAAAAUGUACCUGCGUGCCUUUUCAGCCUGACAAAAAUGAAAGACCACAAUCGCGCCUUCAAGUUGCAUUUUAUGAAACAGAUCCUUGAUAUUGCCGGAGCAGCUGGCCAUCUCGAUCAUACUUGUGCACGAAAACUCAUCGAGCCAGUCUUUCAGGCCUAUAAAAAUGUUCACUGUGUCGCCAUGUGUAUAAUUGAGGGUACACUUGGGCUAAGAGAAGGCUACGACAUCAUACUCAUUCGCAGGCUUGAGUUGUUGAAGCAUAACGGCUUCAAAAAAUCAUUGGACGUAAACAUUCCAGAAGAGAGAGCUCUUAUCCGCCUAUUCUGCAUGGGCGGUGCAGCAAGUCUUGAGAAUGCACAACUUUAUUAUGAUGCAUUUUAUAGUAUCUGCCACGCUACGCGGGCCGCACUGGUUGACGGACUCGAUAUUGAUGGUUUGGUUGGGAAGCCCGCGGUCCUGCCUACAUACAUUCCUGCUAUGCUUCGGCUGGCACUUAGCAAUACGGUCGGAGAUUCAAGAGAGGAGAGGCUCUUGGCUCUUGGUUCAAUGUUGCGAUACUUGACGAGAGUUCUUACCAUAAGAGAAAUGGACUUGGAUAGGGUACCAGAGAAAGUUGUCGUGGUCGAAAGAGACGUGAGAAGUAUGAUAGAGGAUGUUGUGGGAGGAGAAGAUUUCAGGUGGAACCCAGGUGUACUGGACACAGUUUCUAUCCCUGACAACGUGAUCGCAAUAUUGGCUGACUAG
This is a messenger RNA of Aspergillus aculeatus ATCC 16872, 1359 nucleotides long. RefSeq lists its product as uncharacterized. The coding region runs from base 1 to 1359 and encodes 452 amino acids. The transcript has a single exon. NCBI's taxonomy places the organism in Eukaryota, Fungi, Ascomycota, Eurotiomycetes, Eurotiales, Aspergillaceae. The record is from RefSeq and is a predicted model, not a curated record.